This is a messenger RNA of Cimex lectularius (bed bug), 2523 nucleotides long. RefSeq lists its product as uncharacterized. The record is from RefSeq and is a predicted model, not a curated record. NCBI's taxonomy places the organism in Eukaryota, Metazoa, Arthropoda, Insecta, Hemiptera, Cimicidae. The coding region runs from base 469 to 1899 and encodes 476 amino acids. The transcript is spliced from 9 exons.
AGGAAAUUUAGGAAAUGGUUUUGAAAAGUUGACUGCCCGUAAAGAUUUUCUCCCGGUUCGACUUUAAUUUCCAGAAGAUAUUUCUCUCUUCUUUUCCCGGGUGGAAGCAUUUUAAAAUAUACCCGGUGAACAAUUUGUCUCCCGAGACGGAAUCGACAUUAAAAAUCGGCGGAUAAUCAAAAUUUCGUAUUAGUUUUAACGAAACUCCUCAGAGGGAGCCUCGACGUUUGGGGGCUUUUGUGGAUAUUUCUCCCCUUGAUUUUGCCUUUUAUCCCCGAUAUGAAAUUUUCUCAGGGUGCAUUCUCGUAUUCAAUUGAAAUGAUUGUUUUUACAAAUGGACUUAAAAAGGGUUUUUAAGGGCUAGCAGGGAUUUUGCACGAUAGUCCGCAUUCGAGGGCGUCGGGUAAACCAAACUAUAUUCCAACGUUUUCAGUUUUAAUCAUCUGUGGAGUUUGUUUACGCCUAUGAAUGGAAAAAAUGGAGCAAGAAUUGACAACAGUCGAAAGAAUAAGAGAACUACAGAAUCAAUUGAGGAUUGCCAUUCAGAACCACCAGUUGCUUUAUGUGAGAAGAAGAUCUUGCCCUUCGGAUCCUGAUAUUAAAAAUCACAUGAACGUGAUCCAGGGGUUAAUCAUUUCGAUGGGAAGGACUCAGGCUUCCCUGUUGUCUCAGUUCAAGCAGGAAAUUACCCAGCAAUACGACACACGGGCUUCGAGUUUACGUAUCACGAAUAUUAUGUCUAAGCACUUAUCAUGGAGCGAUUCGCCUAAGAAUAUCCCCGUUUACAAAAAUAAUAUAAACAAGAAGAAAGUUGAACCUAGUGAAAAAAAACCUUGGGGUCGGAAAUCGAAGAGGGAAGCAAUUUUUCGUAAACCCAGCAAACUCCAAUCUCUUUUAAAGGUCAAUAACGAAAAGAUAAAUUCUAAAAAAGAGAACGAUAAAGACGCACUUUUUUUCGACAGAUCAAAAAUUAAAAUAGUUUACAGCAACAACAAUAAAAAGUUUUGUGAUAAUUCAUCAUUAAUAAGUGCUAAAAAACUACAAUCUGUUUUAAAGCCAAAGUACGAUAAAACAAAAGAAAGUCUAUUAAAAGAUAAGAGAGAAUUAGAAAAUGGCCAACACGAUAAAUAUUCUAUUAUUGAAGUCGCUUCUGAGCCAACGAGUCCGUGCUCCUCGAAUGAUGAUACCAAGAGUAAAGAAAGUCCUAGUCAAAGCGAGAGUCAUUCUGAUACAGAGGUUGUUGAAAAUGUUCGGGUCAGAAGGCCAAAAGUAGAUCCAGUUAUAGAUAAAAAGUUUAAAAAACUUGUUAGGAAAAAAAAAGAGCGAUUUGAAAGUACCAUCGUCCUAAGGUCUAAUGGCUACGUCAAUAACUGCCAUCAACAGAAAGAUGACACUGAAAUGCCUGAUUCAAUCAAAGAUAUUUCGCAAGAAGGAUUCUUAAAAUUUUUUGGAUUAAUAAGCCGAUCACAAAGCGAUGUACUAAAGAGGAAACGUUGUGAAAGGAAGCGGAGGAGUGUAGCCGGACAAAACAAUUUUUAUAACGACUAUUUUCAACCUACGACACCUAAACGUACAUAUACACCGAGAAAGGCUGCUAGUAUACCUACAUCCCCGAAUAAUCAAGUGACUGUUGAGACAGCAAUUGAUAUCGACGAUGAAGAUGAAAAACCGAGCAAAAAUAGCAUAAGCUGUGUUAUUUGCAACGACGAAGGUACGUUAGAGACGUGUGCUUCAUGCAGCGAAGCCUACCAUUCCGCUUGUUCUACUUUCAACGGUGGCUGUCCUACGUGUAGCGCUCAAGCCGCAAAUAUUAAAAGUAUAGUAGGUGCCAAUUCUGCAAGCUCCGCUUCCAGUUCAGAACUGAUAAAACGAUAUUUAGUUCCUAACGGUGAUGUUUAGAGAAAGGUAUUUCCAUCGCCUUCGUGCAUUUGGUGUAAAUAGAAGCGAUUCUGCCAGUGUGCUCAAUAGUCGUUAUUCUGUUUUAGGGAACUUGUACAAAUGAAUGAACUAAACUAGAGAAAAUAUUUAUAUUCAUACUUGAAAUUCGACUGAAAAAUUAUUUAUUUGAAAAUAUUUUUUUUUUAAUUGUUGAAAUGAUUUCUAAUUAACUACAUUAUAGAUUAGCUUUGUGUGUAUGUAUUGUAUCUCAUAGAUAUAACAUAUACACAUACGUAUGGGUUUUUUAAUGGUUUUCAAUUAAUGUAAAAUUAUUGCUUUACUUAUUAACGAAAUGUGAGAUAACAACAAUCAUAAAUCAGAUAAUUAUUUUACCCCUGUUAUUUAAUUGUGUUUCCUUACCUCCUUCAAUAAAAGAUUUGCAAUUUUACCUGUCAUAGAUCUCGGGGCUUAUGUAUAUACUUCCUAUAUCAAAAUUGGCACGUUGUCCAAAUGUGUAUAAUGUACAGAUAGUUCUUUCUAUGUAUUGCAAUUAUGGAUUAAAACAAAAUUCCUUUUGAUAACGUAUAAAUACAUAUUAUCUUGAUCAUAAAUUUCACAAAUUGUGCUCUUUAUUUAAUAAAUAUU